UAUUUUUCCUGAACGUGCAUGUUUAGUUUACUACUCGCACGAUGAUUGGCUGCAAAGGAGCCAAUCAAAAUGUGGAAUAGAAAGGAAGGAUUGUAUAGUUGCAAAUUAACAUGGCGACGUCAACAAGUGCAAAAGACGAAAAUUGCGAAGCUGAAAAAGUCAAAUCGAAAAUAAGCAUUUACCAAGAAGCUAUUUACAGUAGGUAGGUAGAAAGGCCUGGUUUAAAAGUGCUUGUCUUAGCUAUGUGCUAUGUUUCUUUUUGUUUGCUUUGUAGGCAGUUGGAUGGAUUAAUUUUGAUAAACUUUUUUGCAUUCUUCGUCGUAAGCUUCGUCGCUGGUUUAUUGUUCCUGUAUUCCACUGUGUCAUUGUGGACUUUUCAGGUUUGUAAAGGCCAAGAUUCUACUUUAAGCUCGAGUUAGAGCAAUGUUUUGCCUUCUGUGGUUUUUAAAGCGAUCUUGAUAGCAUGUAUUGUAAUUAAAUUCAGGAAAUUUGCCAAUAUAUUAGAUAAUUAGAACGUUGAGAAUGGAAUGUUAAAUUGCCAACACAUUAUUACUGAAAUGACGAUAUUGGGUACACGUAUAUUUAUUCUGUAUGAGAUCUAAAAAAGUUUUGAAAAUGUACGAAUUUAAGAGUGUAAAAAAUACAUUUUCCCGACCCCAAUAUCCGUCGAUUGCAUCGAACAAUGAACAGUUGCAUAUAAAAAACAUGUCUAUUCAAAUGUUGUCACGUGAGAGUAGAGAAGGUGUGUAUAUGGGAUUGUUCAUCCUCAGAUUCAAGCAGCAGAAUCUGUAGUCGAUAUAUUGAGAAUCCUUGACACAUUAACUCAUGGCAUUUCUUAUUAUAGGUGUGUGAAGAAGUUGAUUUAUACGAUGCAAUAACGUUUGCUCCGCAACAACCACAGAACAUUGUGAACAUUGUGACUUAUAAUGCAAGUGCACCACUCUCGUUACACACUUGACGAUUGCUACAUCGCACACAAGUGAUUGUUCUGUCAAGGGCUGUUUAUUUGAGAUAACAUAGGCUACGUCCACACUAAUCGGUUUUCGUAGCGUUUUCAUAUUGUUCUCCGCUCGCAAGGGAAUAGAAAACAAUGGCCUAGUCACCACAAACAAUAUGGAUUAGUGUGGAUGUAGGCACUGUGUCUCUCAUAUAAACAGCUUGAUUGUGGACCAAAUUUUUUCCUAUGGAAAUUUGUUAUCUAUCCAACAACAUGUUCUGAACAUGAAUUGGGAAUGUGGCUAUUAUUUAUAUUCAUUAAUAUCAUUACAAUGUGCCAAAAAUUAAAACAAGUAAUGCUUAGGAAACUGAGUAGAGUAGACUUUGAGCAUGGGUAGAGAUGAGUAAUCAUGCACAAGGAUUGAACUGUCUGAAAAGUAAAAUAUAAAUGUCAAAUUUUUUCAGUAAACUCAUGUAGUACAUGUACAGACAACAUAGUUUACUCAAUUUGUAAAUACAUAAUGUAUUUGUAGAUUUUGCAAUUAAUAUCUUGUUUUGAAUAAAAUUCAAAUGUUUUGUUAAGUAGUGUGUUGUGGGGCUAGCAGACAAUCAUUCUGCAAAAUUGAGUUCCUUACCUCAACUGGCAAGCCAGCGAUCUAGUCCAGGAUAUGGCAAACAGAUUGCAAUUCAAAAUAAUCUAAUAUUUUUCUAUAAAAUCUUUACAUUUUUAUAAUUAUAAUUGUUUACCAGAUGACUUCCAAGUCAUUCCACUUACAGUUUCAGAAUGACCUUUCAUAAAUGGCAAACUAAGUUAAUGAAUUCUCUGUAUUGGCAUCCUUUCUCUCUGAAAAUGUGUCAAAGUCUAUUUAUAGUAAUGACAUCAUAUCUUCAGAGAGAAGUUAACCUCAGCAACCUGUGACAUUUGGGUCCUCCCCAGACCUCUUGGUAAUGUUGAGUUUAACAAUUUCUUCAGCACUGGUAGGGUGGAUACCAAUGGUACUGGAGAGUUGGUCAUAUGUGAGACCACAGC
This is a messenger RNA of Paramuricea clavata, 1966 nucleotides long. The record is from the annotation of a GenBank genome assembly. Lineage: Eukaryota; Metazoa; Cnidaria; Anthozoa; Malacalcyonacea; Plexauridae.